Messenger RNA from Tauraco erythrolophus (red-crested turaco), 622 nucleotides. NCBI's taxonomy places the organism in Eukaryota, Metazoa, Chordata, Aves, Musophagiformes, Musophagidae. The record is from RefSeq and is a predicted model, not a curated record.
GCUGUUGCCAAAGUGCAGCCCCAGCAGAAUGAAGAAGCCAGAACGAAACACGUCCCCUUGCCAGGGCGAGGUGCUUGGUGGCAACCCUUGGCGCACGGGUGGCAACGCAACCGCUCACCCCACAUCUCUCCGUCUCUCUCUAACAGUUUCGGCCAUUUCUUCGAAACUCCACGAGGUGCACCCGGAAUGGAACCAGAACUUUUCUAGCAGGGACUCUCUGUUGUUUCCCUGCGGCCCCAACUCCAGGGAAUGGGAAUACUUUGAUGGAAAAUGUUACUACUUCUCCCUGACCCGAACGAGCUGGCACAAGGCGAAGGCUUGGUGCGAAGAGAUGCACUCGCAGUUGGCCGUCAUCAACAGCUUCGCCAAGCAGAAUUUUAUCAUGUUCAGGACGAGGAACGAGCGUUUCUGGAUCGGGCUGACGGACGAGAAUUCCGAAGGGGAAUGGAGAUGGAUUGACGGGACCGACUAUAAAUCCACGUUCACCUUUUGGAAAGAGGGAGAACCCAAUGACAGCGGCAGGAACGAGGAUUGUGCCCACGUCUGGUUGUCCGGGAAGUGGAACGACGUCUACUGCACCUACGAGUGCUACUACGUCUGCGAGAAACCUCUGCCCAACUGA